GGUGCGUGCGGUCAGGUACGAGCAGCGGCGGCCCCGGAGCAUUUCCCCCCCCUCCCCGGGGACCCGGCGCUCCCCGUCCCCUCCGGGCUGACUGGCUCUGCCCGUAGGAUGCCCAAGGCUAAGGAGUUGGCGGGGACGAGCAGCUCCGAGAGCGGCGCGGAGGAGGAGGGGAAGAAAAGAAAGAAAGAAAUGUCUUCUAAGUCAGAGAAAAUGCUGAAAACAGUGGCUAAACCUUCAAAGAGGACAGAAAAGCCUCCAGGACAAGGCGGUGAGGAGGAGGGCAUGUUCCAGAUUGGGAAGAUGUGCUAUGUCAGAGUGUCCUGCUUCAAGGGAAAGGUCCUCGUGGAUAUCAGGGAGUUCUACACUGACAAGGAAGGGAGCAUGAAACCGGGGAGGAAAGGGAUUGCCCUGUCUGCAGAACAGUGGAACCAGCUGAAGGAGAUAAUUCCUGAGAUCGAUGCUGCACUCAAGAGAUUUUAAGAUUAAGAAUAUUGGACACCUUCAAUCUGUUUCCUUUCCCUCAAGUGCACUGACAACUGUAAAACCCAGGAUUCUCAUCUGGAGCCUUCCCCUCACCUUGCUGGGGUUUCUUUGCUGAGGUGGUGGUCAUACUGAAAAGACCAGAGACUCUUCUAUUUUAAAAAGUAGCUUGUAAUGAGGACCUGGAACUAGAGCCAGUGCUGUGAAGAGAGACUUCAGCACUUCUAGUCUCAAGCAGACUUGAGGUCUGUGCUGGUGAGGGACAUGACCUCAACCUGGUUUUGCAGCGAUGGGUGGCUUCAAGUCUGCCUGGUGGAAUGGUUUAACUGCUCUACAUCUGCUACUGUCUUCCGCUUGGUUGAAUGUUGAGUAAGAUGGUUUGUAUACCUCAUGUAGGCAUCUGUGUUUCCUCCAUAUGUUAUUCUGGCUAUUUCAAGUACUCUUUGUGUUGUUGAGGGUUGUUUGGUGUUUUUUGGUUGGGGUUUUUUUUUUUGAGUGAAGAAAGGGAUUAUUAUACUUUAGCAACUGGUUUGUCUGUAGAGGGUGAAUACGCACAAUAAAUGUGUUUGCAUUAUAAAAAG
Calidris pugnax (ruff) is the source of this 1061-nucleotide messenger RNA. Its product is annotated as activated RNA polymerase II transcriptional coactivator p15-like. The coding region runs from base 109 to 480 and encodes 123 amino acids. Gene Ontology annotation, cellular component: transcription regulator complex; nucleus. NCBI's taxonomy places the organism in Eukaryota, Metazoa, Chordata, Aves, Charadriiformes, Scolopacidae. The record is from RefSeq and is a predicted model, not a curated record. Gene Ontology annotation, molecular function: DNA binding; transcription coactivator activity. The transcript is spliced from 4 exons. Gene Ontology annotation, biological process: positive regulation of transcription initiation by RNA polymerase II.